Molecule: messenger RNA, 2655 nt
Organism: Coccinella septempunctata (seven-spotted ladybird)
Lineage: Eukaryota; Metazoa; Arthropoda; Insecta; Coleoptera; Coccinellidae
Product: kinesin-like protein KIF6
Exons: 13
Coding region: 52-2655 (867 amino acids)
Biological process (GO): microtubule-based movement
Cellular component (GO): kinesin complex; microtubule
Molecular function (GO): microtubule motor activity; ATP binding; microtubule binding
Source: RefSeq, a predicted model, not a curated record
GAAUGAUUUGAAACCACGUUUACGAUUGUCAAGUCUGACAUUUGAGCAAAGAUGGUGAAAAACACGAUCAAAGUAUAUGCAAGAAUUAAAAAAGAAGCUAAAUCCAAAAAGAUCAAAUUAGAAAAUUAUAUCAUAUCAAGAUCUGGACAAGAAUAUGACGACUUGAUAUUCCAUCAGACCAGCAGUGAUGUUAGGUUUUCUUACUAUCAAUUCAGGUAUCAUAAAGUAUUCGAUCAGCUUUCCUCUCAGGAAGAAAUUUUUGAAAUAGUUGCUAAGCCUGUAGUAAAUAGUGUCAUACAUGGUUUCAACGGAACUAUAUUCGCAUACGGACAAACUGGUAGCGGUAAAACGUAUUCUCUGACUGGAUGUCCAAAGGUUUACGAGAAUAGGGGAAUCAUUCCAAGAUGUAUUGAACACAUUUUCGAAUAUUUGACUGAGAAUCCUGAAUCCUUUACUAUUCAUCUUUCUUAUUUGGAAAUAUACAACGAGAUUGGCUACGACCUGUUGAACCCCAAGCAUAUAGCAUCAAAACUCGAGGAAUUUCCGCGUGUAAUAUUGUUGGAAGAUGGUAAGGGAAAAGCCCAUUUGAGAAAUUUGAGUGUUCAUGCUGUAUCUACUGAGAAAGAGGCUAUGAGGUUGCUUUUUCUAGGAGAUACUAACCGGACCAUCGCUGAAACUCCUAUGAACGACUAUUCAUCGAGAUCUCAUUGUAUUUUCACAAUAUAUCUGACGAGCCAGAUGAAGAGGAAUAACAAGACAUUGAAAUCUAAGUUGCAUAUCGUAGAUCUUGCUGGUUCUGAACGUAUCAGCAAGUCCGGUAUAACAGGUAAUACUUUGAAUGAAGCCAAAAAUAUAAAUCUAUCUCUGCACUAUCUGGAGCAGGUGAUAUUGGCUCUCUCUACCUCCAAAAAGCACAUCCCUUUUCGAAACAGCAUGCUUACUUACCUCCUCAAAGACUCCCUAUCUGGUAACUCCCUGACAACUAUGCUUGCAACCUUGGCGGCAACGAAGAAAAAUAUCGAGGAAACCAUAAGUACCUGCAGAUUUUCCAAGAGGGUAUCCAUGAUUGCCACACAACCCAAGAUAAACGAAGAAGACGUUGUUGAUUCACAGCGGGAAAUCAACAUACUCCAGAGCGAAAUUUGUGAAUUGAAAACGAAGCUCUUGAAGUAUGAGGGAGAUCACAAAUCAAGUGGUUUCCACCACUGCUUGCUUGGGGAAGAUGAGUUGGACGUACAACAAAAACGAGAAAACUUUGGAAAUAUCGUGGAACAAUUUCUGAAUUAUAAAGUCGAAGUUGUGGAUUUGACUUUGUCGGAGAUGAAGCAUUGCAUGGAAAUCAUGAGGGAAAUGUUACAGGGUAAAAAAUUGCGAGGAGAUGUUGGAGAUUUGAAAGCCAAGCUGACAGAAAGAGAGGAGAGAAAAAUCGGUCUAGGUGUUGCUCAAGGGAUUGGAUACGAAAAACCAGGAGAGAAAACGAUUUUUUCGAAUUGCAAUAAUAUAGAUGCUAUCGAUAAAAAUGUCUCAAGUGAACAGGGGAGGUUUUGUAGAGAUAAAUACAACGAAGAAAUCGAAGACUAUCGCCUGAAACUCAAGUAUACCUAUGAAGAAGCAAAAUCUAAGACUUAUGUAAUCGAACAGUGCAGGCAAAACAUAAUAAUCCUCAGGACUAAAAUGGAUCAACAUCGAAAUUCCAAGAUAAAAGAUCGUCUUGUCGACGAGUUACACCGCCAACAAGAAGUCUAUAGGAAAACCAUUCUAGAAUUGAGAAAUUUGGAGAAGAAGACUAACCACUUGAAGUGCGGCCUCUUACAGUCUGAAAUGAAGCUGAGAAGAAGGGGCAGUCCUAGCAAUUGUACCUUAGAAAAUGAUUUCUCAAUCAGAGCUUAUGAAGAUGAUGGUGCACCCAAAAUUAACUUGGAUACAUCUUUCAAUUCGUUGUCUGCUGGUUCAGUGCUGUCUCGAAACAGAAGAUAUUGUUAUGAAGAUUACAAUCGUCCAGAAAAAGAAAAUGAAGUUAGUGAAAUUGCCCACUCUGCUCACCAUCAAAAAGAUUUAUCUUCAAAUGGUUGUGCAAAAAGUGGCACCUCUCACUCCUUCCUGCAACAACUGGUAGAUGGUGGUAUCCCAUUGGCCAAAGAUCAACUGGGUCUUUUUCCUAAAAGUGAAGCAUCGAUAGGAGCUGAUUGGUCUUCGGAUUACAUUCGAAAUCAUCCUGUAUGUCCGCUUACCUCAAAACGUAAUAACACAAGGAAUAUCGACAGGCAGUUAGGAAAUAUUCUGAAGGAAAAUAAUGAAAGUUAUGAGGUAGCCAGGUCCUUUGGGACUGAGGGAAAUGAUUUGCCAGGAAACCAUGCUGAAGAAAAAUAUUCAAGGAAUGAUAAAUUAUCCCUUGGAAAAAACUCUGAGUGGGAUUCCAUCAAAUGCGGAAACCACCAAUUGUGCAAUAUCCCAGUAGUCCUGAGAGAUUCAGCCACAAGCACCAUCCCCAGUUAUGAGGAUGAACUUGCUAAAAAUACAGAACAAGCUGGUUCAUUGUACAGAGGGAGUGAUUCUGCACAAUUCAAAGAAUUCAUGAAAUCUGUACCGCUGACAGGGGAUAAGGAGGUCGACGAAGAAAUAUUGAAUUUUUAUAGGUCGAAAUUUAAGACAUAA